Messenger RNA from Eleginops maclovinus (Patagonian blennie), 2592 nucleotides. Its product is annotated as D(4) dopamine receptor-like. The record is from RefSeq and is a predicted model, not a curated record. Gene Ontology annotation, cellular component: plasma membrane. Lineage: Eukaryota; Metazoa; Chordata; Actinopteri; Perciformes; Eleginopidae. The transcript has 4 exons. Gene Ontology annotation, biological process: negative regulation of voltage-gated calcium channel activity; negative regulation of adenylate cyclase activity; phospholipase C-activating dopamine receptor signaling pathway. Bases 611 to 1804 code for a protein of 397 amino acids. Gene Ontology annotation, molecular function: G protein-coupled receptor activity; dopamine neurotransmitter receptor activity, coupled via Gi/Go.
UGAAGGACACAGUAAAGCGCAGCUGAUAAGCGGCUUUAAUCGGCUAAUUUGGCCCUGCAGUGGCCUUUUGCUGGAGGUGAACGCACCGGAGCUGAAAACUCCCGGACACCGAAACACUUCCCGGGAUAUGACUGCAGACACACUCCGGCUGCUCUCGCCACUCUUUGAUCAAAGGACACACAGAUUUCCUCCUCGACUUUCCAGUGAUUUAAGCGUCUUUUAGCGCGUUGGGUCGAUGUGUUUUUGCAUGUUUCACGUCGUAAAGAAGAGGGGACGCGGAACUUUUCAGCAGCUGUUUAAUUAUUAUAACGUAGGGGUGUCUUAUUUAAUCAAAGCAACCUGUUUCCUUCCUGUUUUACGCACAGUUCCUCUGCGUAAAGAACUCACCAUGGUAGAUUGGAUGAGGAGAAGCGACAGAGUGAGCAGCUGUUUAGUCAUCAUGAGUUAGGGGCGUCUUAUUUUGUAAAAUCAACCUGUUUCCAUCCUGUUUUGCGCAUUUGUUUCCAUCCUGUUUUACGCACCGUUCCUUUGCGUAAAGAGCGCACCCGGGCUUCUUUUUUUCCUCCAUGACGACCCCACAGUGCGGGGACAAGAGUGCGGCCCGGGUUCCAUGAGAGCCCGCUGGCCGGACCGUGGGGCGGACAUGGCUGGGAACCUGAGCGAAGGGGCUCCAGAGGAGGCGGCCUCUGGGGGACACAACGUGCCGGCUCUGGUGUUCGGGGUGCUGCUGAUCGUGGUGAUCAUCGGCGGGAACCUGCUGGUGUGUCUGAGCGUGAUGACAGAGAAGGCGCUGAAGACCACCACCAACUACUUCAUCGUGAGUCUCGCGGGGUCGGAUCUGAUGCUCGCGGUGCUCGUGCUGCCACUCUUUGUGUAUUCCGAGUUCCAGGAUGGCGUGUGGACCCUCAGCACCUCCGUCUGUGACUACCUGAUGACCAUGGACGUGAUGCUGUGUACCGCCUCCAUCUUCAACCUCUGUGCCAUCAGCGUCGACAGGUUCAUCGCCGUGGUCAUUCCUCUGAACUACAACAGGAAGCACGUGGACAUGCGGCAGACGGCGCUGCUGUCGGCCACCUGGAUCGUGGCGCUGGCCGUGGCCUCGCCCAUCAUGUUCGGCAUCAACAACGUGCCAGGCCGCGACCCCACCGAGUGCAAACUGGAGAACGACAACUACGUCCUGUACUCGUCCGUGUGCUCCUUCUUCAUCCCGUGUCCCAUCAUGCUGCUGCUGUACUGCGGCAUGUUUCGAGGCCUGCGGCGCUGGGAGGAGGCGCGGAAAGCCAAGCUGAAGAACAGCAUCCUGGAUUGCCGCAAGCUGCAGGAGGCCGUCUCCUCGCUGCCGCCGCUCGCCGCUCUGCCGCCGCUGCUGCCACCCGUCAUAGAGAGGGAGCUGACGGACAGUCCGGAUGAGCUGUCCACCUUCCGGUCCUCGGACAAGCCCUUCCCGCCCUCGGAGUGCAAAGACGGCCUCGUGCACACCGUUAGCUUUGCAGAGAUCAAGUACAACCAGGAGCCUCGCCGGAGGAAGACGGCCAAGAUCAACAACCGAGAGAGGAAGGCCAUGAAGGUGCUUCCUGUCGUUGUAGGUGCCUUCCUGUUCUGCUGGACUCCCUUCUUCGUCCUGCACACGAUGCGAGCUCGCUGCCGGGAAUGCUACGUGCCGCCGGCCCUGAUGAGCGUGGUGACGUGGCUCGGCUACGUCAACAGCGCCCUCAACCCCGUCAUCUACACCGUGUUCAACACCGAGUUCAGGAAGUUCUUCAAACGGUUCCUGCACAGCUGCUUCUCCAAGAACGCCUCAUAAAGACUAACGUGGGAAGAGACCCUUUUUUUUAAAUUGCAACGAGACUCUUUGGAAGGUGGUUUGGAGUCCGUUUGUGUCGCCAUUGUUUCCGAGCUUUAUGAUUUUUCUACGUGAGCAAAGAGGCCGAGGAACAAACUACCUCAAACCAAGAACUGAUUUUAUAUGUUGAAAUCUCUUUUUAGAAUAAACGUUUUUAUAAAGAAAAGGCUGGUCUAUAUAUCAGUAGAGAUGCAUUCACUUGUGUUGAGAACUAUGGGAUAUAUGAUCCUGUACCAUACAGACUCACAGACAUUCAUUUCUCUUUUAACCAAUUAAAUGUAACCUCAAUCUCCAGCAGCCAAUCAUCGUGCUGCAGACAAACUUUAACAUGGCUCUCCUCUCUGCUGCAGUCAGCUGAGGCUUCAGGUGUUUUUGCUUCGGUCCGCCUCCAGCCCCUCCACCUCCACUCAUUAUGUCUAGUGCCCAGGAGAGCCCAAAGACAUCAUCACACCUCCUCUUCUUCCCCUCUCCUCAUCAAAUCCAGAUCUUCAUCCCCACUAGUGUCUAGACCCCAAAGGAGGUUUCCUGUUAUAUUCACGGCUGCACUUCCCCCUUCAGAUAUACGAUAUAAGGAUCGGGGUCUAAUCGACAAAGACUAUUAGCCUUUCCAUCAUAUGGCGCAUGCGUAAAUUAACGUUCUUCAAACAAAAAACGAGUCUCUCCUGAUUUAAAUAGACUCUAUCUGUAUCCUGCAGGGCAGAUAUGUCUGGAAUGUCCACAUGCUUUUUGCAAAUUAUGUGUAUUUUAGU